UAACAAAUUUCAAAUUUCGCGCCGAGACUCGAAUCAUCGAUACAUCGAAGGUCGAAUUGUGUCGUCCAUUUUAGUGUUUUCGACGGUUCCGCGUGUUUUUCGUUCCCGUUUUCCUAGCAAAAUGAAGAUCGGACUGUGCGCUUACAGUGGGUACAAAAUUUAUCCAGGCCAUGGAAAAACCAUGGUUAAAGUUGAUGGAAAGUCGUACACUUUCCUCAACUCAAAAUGUGAAUCCGCACAUCUUAUGAAGAGGAACCCCAGGAAAGUGACAUGGACCGUCCUUUACAGACGCAAGCACAAGAAAGGUCAGGAAGAAGAACAGACAAAAAAGAGGACUCGACGCACCCAAAAGUUCCAGAGGGCUAUUGUGGGUGCGUCUCUGACUGACAUUCUUGCUAAGCGUAACAUGAAGCCUGAAAUCAGGAAAGCUCAGCGAGACCAAGCUAUCAAGGCCGCAAAGGAACAGAAGAAGGCAGUAAAGGUUGCGAAAAAGGCUGCCGCUCCCCCGAAGGCAAAACCUGUUCCCAAACAGAAAGCCGCAAAGGUUUCGCAAAAAGCUGCCCCACGUGUCGGGGGUAAGCGGUAAACUUUCGUGUAAGUGAAAAUAAAAAAUAAAAGUGGUAAUCGCUCA
Messenger RNA from Belonocnema kinseyi, 631 nucleotides. It is a transcript of the gene RpL24, whose product is annotated as 60S ribosomal protein L24. Gene Ontology annotation, molecular function: structural constituent of ribosome; mRNA binding. Gene Ontology annotation, biological process: cytoplasmic translation. NCBI's taxonomy places the organism in Eukaryota, Metazoa, Arthropoda, Insecta, Hymenoptera, Cynipidae. The coding region runs from base 122 to 586 and encodes 154 amino acids. The transcript is spliced from 5 exons. Gene Ontology annotation, cellular component: cytosolic large ribosomal subunit. The record is from RefSeq and is a predicted model, not a curated record.